Acaulospora morrowiae is the source of this 411-nucleotide messenger RNA. The record is from the annotation of a GenBank genome assembly. Lineage: Eukaryota; Fungi; Glomeromycota; Glomeromycetes; Diversisporales; Acaulosporaceae.
AUGGAAAUUUUAAAUCUCGGAGUCGGAGACUCUUUCAAAGGUUUCGGAAAUGUUGCUUUUGAAGUGGCAAAAUUUGCUGGAAAGGCGACAGUGACAACAGCAGCGGGCGCAUCUAUUGUCGCCACGGGAGGAUUGGCCGCUCCUCUUAUAGGUGCUAGUUUUUACGUGGUUGGAAAACUUGUAAAGGGAAUCUCCAAAGACUAUGAUAAUAAGAUUUUAGAAAAUGUAGGGGAUUUGGUUGAAGAUGUUGGUAUUAAUAGUGUCACUGGCGGGAUAUUCAGUUUAGGAACAGGUAUUCAAGCAGUUAAAGAAAUUGUUAAUCAUGGUCAAGAAGUGGUUGAUGGUGUAAAAGUUAUAAUCAAUGCUAGUGAAACGAUACAAGUUGGAGGUAAAGUAUAUGAACUACAAUGA